CGCAUAGCCAAAAGAGGCCGUAAAUUGGUGGACUACGACAAGUGCCGACACAGUGUGGAGAGUCUGCGUAACUCUGCAAAGAAGAAGGAUGACUACAAGCUAGGCAAGGCACGAGAAGAAUUGGAGGAAGCUAAGCAGAUGUACGAAGUAAUCAACAAUGAACUCCAUGAGGAAACUGCCGACACUCUAUGAAAGCCGCAUCCCGUUCCUGGUGUCCAACCUGCAGACCUUCUUCACGGCCGAGAGCACCUUCCAUGCCGAGAAUGCCAAGGUGUUCUCUUUCUGGUGGAUACCAUGCAGAAGCUAGCGGCUGACAGCGAGCGCCUGGGCAGCACCAUUGGCUCCUUGCCCAAUUCGGUCUCCAAGGAGGCGGACACGCGGCCCUACGAAGAGAUCGAGUUCAAGAAGGAUCCCCAAUGUGUGGCGUGUGGCACUAGCUCCCGCAUGAAGUGCAUCUGGCUGAACGACGCGGAGUUCUCUUUCCUGCGCUACCAGCCGUGGCAGUGCCUGCGCUGCGCCGUCAACCACUCGUUCGAGACGGCAGGGGGCGGCAGCCAGGCUGCACGGCGCAACCUCUGCAUCUGGUUCACGCGAGUCACCCGGCUCAAGGCCAACUACACCGAGCUCCAGUGCAAGAUGCUCUCCUCCUCUUGUGAAGGUCAGCGGCUGCAUGCCUGCAGUGGUCGAACACAGCCGUCUUUGCAUGCACGUUUCGUAUGCCGGCUGCUAACACUGCUUGUGAAGCACUGAUCACGGCCUGCAUUUUCAUGAGCCAAGGUCAUCGUAAAUGACCAGGU
Molecule: messenger RNA, 797 nt
Organism: Rhipicephalus sanguineus (brown dog tick)
Lineage: Eukaryota; Metazoa; Arthropoda; Arachnida; Ixodida; Ixodidae
Exons: 5
Coding region: 295-750 (151 amino acids)
Source: RefSeq, a predicted model, not a curated record